AGGUAUAAUUUAGCACGUUGUUUACUUUCAGUUUCAAUUUCACCUUGCCUGUUUUGCAAUUUGACACUGCACUAAAUGGAUAAACGGUAUCCCGAGGAGCACCCACGGAAUCUUAUUCCUGCCCUUUUACGACAGUUUUAUGAUUUGGGCUGGGUUACAGGCACUGGAGGAGGCAUCAGCAUCAAAGAUGGAAAGGAAAUUUACAUAGCACCAUCAGGUGUUCAGAAGGAGAGAACACAGCCCGAUGAUAUGUUUGUACAAACAAUCAAUGAUGAAGACAUCAGUGCUCCUCCUCCUGCUAAGAAGUUGAAGAAGAGUCAGUGUACGCCCUUGUUUAUGUGUGCCUACAAAAUGAGAGAUGCAGGGGCUGUCAUUCACACUCAUUCCAAAUCAGCUGUCAUGGCAACACUUCUCUACCCAGGCACAGAAUUUCGAAUCACACACCAAGAAAUGAUUAAGGGAAUUAAAAAGUGUAAAUCAGGUCAGUACUACAGAUAUGAUGAAGAACUGGUGGUUCCUAUCAUAGAAAACACACCUUUUGAAGAAGAUUUAAAGGAAAGAAUGUCAUGCGCUAUGAAAGAUUACCCAGAAUCCUCUGCUGUUUUAGUCCGUCGCCAUGGUGUUUAUGUCUGGGGAGAAUCCUGGCAAAAAGCAAAAACAAUGUGUGAGUGUUUUGACUAUCUCUUUGACAUUGCUGUACAGAUGAAGUCUGCUGGUAUAGACCCCACGGAAGUGCCUAUCCCACCAGAGGGAGCUUACCUACAGUGAUAAUUCUUGCUGACUGUGUCAGUCUCCUGUAUAUUACUACAUGUUAUUAGAUCACGUCUGUGUCAGAUUCAUUCAUUUUUUAUAAAUUAUUAUUACAUGUAUUUUAGCUCACCUGAUCCAUAGCAAUAGGGAGCAUUGUGGUGCAUGGGCUUUUGGUUUCUCUUUUCCUUUUUCUUUACUUUGCAAGCAAUUUUGUAAAUGCAGUUUUGCAUGGUAUCUGUAUAUUCAGUUUUGCAUGGUACCUGUAUAUUCAGUUUUGCAUUGUACCUGUAUACAUGCAGUUUUGCAUAACUAUAUACAUGUAUGCAGUUUUGUAUACGCUCUCUAAUUGUCAAAGAUUGUGAUCCUUUAUCUCUUCUCAACCACGAUAGUACUUGCUUAGUAUUAGAAAAUAGUAUGAUGGGAUUGUGUAUUUAAAUUUGUCAAAAGAUUUUGCUAUGUACUUCAUUUCUUUCAUUUGCCAAUAUACUUUUAAUCAGAAUUUGAUUGCAAUUUUAAAACCUGAAACUUUUCCAAAUUUUAUUGUAUUUUUAUGCUUAUUGUUAUGGACAUGACCCACACAACAUCUGAAUUGUUGUAUAUUUAUUUUAUACAAUGUAGUCUAUGAUACACAAUGUUCUAGUACCAGUUUAAUGUACCUUUUUCAUUUUUUGUUUGGAGGAUUUUAAAAUAAUUGGCAUGUUUUGUGCAUAUUGUUUGGCCAACCUUUCCAGGUUGGAUUUAACUGUGGAGUUCUGUGUUUAUCUGAUCAAGAUGUGGGUGUGGCUGAUCAAUGGGGAUGCUUACUCCUCCUGGGUGCCUGGUCCUGCCUCUUGUGUUUCUGGGGAUCUGUGUUUGUCGUACUCUCAAUUUGUCCUUUAUAGGUAUUCCAAGAUUGAUCACUUUUGAUCACUUUUUGUGAAUGACAAUUUUCAUGAGCAGUAAUAUAUGUUGUAUCUUCAGAUUAAUACCUCACUAUAAAUCACAUUAUUGCCCUGUCGGUAGUAGUAAUAUAUGUUGUAUCUUCAGAUAAAUACCUCACUAAUAAAUCACAGUAUUGCCCUGUCAGUAGCCAUUGCUCUGAAAAAUACAUGUCUCAACAAAUGAA
Molecule: messenger RNA, 1855 nt
Organism: Ostrea edulis (European flat oyster)
Lineage: Eukaryota; Metazoa; Mollusca; Bivalvia; Ostreida; Ostreidae
Product: methylthioribulose-1-phosphate dehydratase-like
Exons: 8
Coding region: 76-768 (230 amino acids)
Cellular component (GO): cytoplasm
Molecular function (GO): methylthioribulose 1-phosphate dehydratase activity; metal ion binding
Source: RefSeq, a predicted model, not a curated record